Molecule: messenger RNA, 2985 nt
Organism: Musa acuminata subsp. malaccensis (wild Malaysian banana)
Lineage: Eukaryota; Viridiplantae; Streptophyta; Magnoliopsida; Zingiberales; Musaceae
Product: subtilisin-like protease SBT1.5
Biological process (GO): proteolysis
Molecular function (GO): serine-type endopeptidase activity
Source: RefSeq, a predicted model, not a curated record
UUAUUUAUUCAUGCGUUACAGCUCGCCGGAACGAUGACGAAAGCGUAACUCAGAGUCCGCAUGCAGUGGCAGCACUACAACCCACAGUCAAAAUCUCCCAUCUCUCUCUCAUCGUGUGUGAUCUGAUCAAACUCAGGAGGCUGGCGUCGUUCCGAGGAUACGAGGAACUGGUCUGCAAUCCCCGACUUGCCUGAUGCUGCUCGUCAUUGACCACUCGCCCGUCCUCUCUUUCAACGUGCAGGAAACGAGAAUAGACGUGUGGCAAGGAUUAGUCGCAUCGAGACAUAGGUUGUAGUCCGUAGUAACACCGCCCGCCAACUAAUGCAGCAAUGAUUUGAACAUCACUUCACCCCUGCAUCUCUUCUCUUAUCGUCCCUGCCCGAAGGGCCUCAAGUUUAUAUCGAGAACUCUCCCCGGUCUUCUUCCCACGUCCCGCUCUCCUCCUCCUCAACUCAAAGAUGGCUUCAGCUCCGUUCUUCCUUCUCCUUCCCGUGGCUUUACUCCUCCUCGUCUCCUCCACUCUCCAACAGGAAGAAGGUGGCCUCGACGAGAUUCACACCCCACAAACCUAUAUAGUUCGCGUCCGCAGUGACCUUAAACCCUCCGUCUACCCGGAAGUUGAACACUGGUACUCCGCCACCCUCCGCUCCCUCUCUUCUUCCUCCAGCGCCGUAAAUGAAAACCCCGCCCGGGAGACUUACCGCCCGCGGGCCCUUCUCCACGUUUACCGCACCGUCUUCCACGGUUUCUCCGCUGUCCUGUCCUCCGCCGAGGCCGACCUCCUCAGCUCCCAGCCUGGCGUCCUCGCAGUCUUCCCCGAUCGCCGCCAACGCCCCCACACCACCCGCUCCCCCCAAUUCCUUGGUCUGCUAUCCCCCGCCUUCCGCCCCAACUCCCUCCUCUCCGCCACCGACUCCGGAUCCUCCGCCGUCAUCGCCGUCCUCGACACCGGCGUCCGCCCCGACCACCACAGCUUCUCCGAGACGGGACCCACCCAGAUGCCACCCCGGUGGAGGGGCGCCUGCGAGCCCGGCCCGUCCUUCCCCCCCACUUCCUGCAACAAGAAGCUUGUCGGCGCCCGCUUCUUCUCCUCCGGUUUCCUGGCCUCCACGAAGAACGCAUCCUCCGACGUCCUGUCCCCCAUCGACACCGAGGGCCACGGCACACAUACCGCCUCCACCGCCGCUGGCGUCCCCGUCCCAGGCGCAUCCCUUCUCGGCGUCUAUGCUGCUGGUGUCGCCUCCGGAGUCGCUCCAAAAGCCCGCGUUGCCGCCUACAAGGUCUGCUGGUCCUCGGGAUGCUUCGACUCCGAUAUUCUAGCUGCCCUCGACCGCGCCGUGGACGACGGUGCGGACGUCAUCUCCCUUUCCGUCGGAUCCAACCCCGUACCGCUCCACCUCGACCCCAUCGCCAUCGGGGCCUUCGGAGCAGCAGAGCACGGCGUUCUCGUGUCCGCAUCCGCCGGCAACGGUGGCCCGAACGAGAUGACCGUCACCAACGUCGCCCCAUGGAUCGUCACCGUCGGAGCCAGCACCAUCGACCGCCGUUUCCCUGCAGACGUCGUUCUUGGCGACAGGACCGUCCUCACCGGCGUUUCCGUCUAUGCUGCGGACGCGCAUACCGGCGCUUCCCUCGUUGGCGAGCUCCCGUUGGUAUACGCGGGGAACGCGUCCACGUCGCGCCCCGGUUUCCGGUCCUCCGCCCACUUCUGCAUGAGGGAGUCUCUGGAACCGGCGCUAACACGAGGUAAAGUGGUGCUCUGUGAACGCGGGGGCAUCCCGCGCGUCGAGAAGGGGUUAGCCGUGAAGGAGGCCGGUGGAGCGGGAAUGAUUGUGGCCAAUCAGUUUCUGGACGGGGAGGGCUUGGUGCCGGACGCGCACCUCCUCCCGGCCGUCAACGUCGGCUACUCGACCGGGAACAUAAUCCGUGCCUACGUCCGCUCCACCGCCGACGCACGCGUCCGUCUGGUCUUCCGCGGGACCCAGGUCGGGGUCAAGCCCGCGCCGGUAGUGGCCGCCUUCUCCGGGCGCGGGCCCAGCGCCCCGUCGUGCUACCUCAUCAAGCCCGACGUGGUGGCACCGGGCGUCGGCAUCCUGGCGGCCUGGCCGCUCGGCCUGGGCCCGACGAGCCUCCCCUCGGACGCGCGGCGGACCGAGUUCAACGUCAUGUCCGGCACCUCCAUGGCGUGCCCCCACGUGUCCGGGGUGGCGGCGUUGCUGAGAGCGGCCCACCCCGACUGGUCGCCGGCCGCCGUCCGCUCGGCAAUGAUGACGACGGCGUACAUGACCGACAGCUUGGGCCAACAGAUGCUGGACGAGAACUCCGGCAAUAGGUCGACGGCGUGGGCGCACGGGUCCGGGCACGUGGACCCGGAGAAGGCGGCCGAUCCCGGUCUCAUCUACGACCUAACGGCGGACGACUACCUCAGCUUCUUGUGCAGCUCCAACUAUACCGAGAUGCAAAUCCGGACGAUAGCAAGGAGGACGGUGAACUGCUCUCGGAACUCCGGCCGAAUGCCUUGGGACCUGAACUACCCAUCCAUAUCAGUGGUCCUGGAGCAGCCGAAGGAAAGCAAGCUUCAAGUGAUCGCCCACCGGACGCUGACGAACGUCGCCAAUGGCACAUGUGCCUAUACGGUCGAAACCCGAACACCGGUAGGAGUGCAGAUGGCGGUGGACCCUCAGCAGCUGGUAUUCCAUGGCAAACGUCAGAAGCAGGGGUUCGUGGUGAAUAUAUCCGCCGAGGGCGUUACGUUGCCGCCCGGUGGAUGGAAGACGGAGUUCGGCUCGCUGAGUUGGUCGGAUGGCAAGCACACAGUGAGAAGUCCAAUUGCAGUGACAUGGCAGCAAGCAUUUUAGGGUUCAUAUUCUGCAUGCAUAGGGAAAUGAGUAGAUCGAUGAUGUGAUGGACGCUUGAGAAUCUCAUUGUCAUGUAGACGGCAACAAUAGUGCCAUAAUCCGUACGAUGUUAUCAUCAAGUUUUGUU